Molecule: messenger RNA, 2337 nt
Organism: Sorex fumeus (smoky shrew)
Lineage: Eukaryota; Metazoa; Chordata; Mammalia; Eulipotyphla; Soricidae
Gene: PYGO1
Product: pygopus family PHD finger 1
Source: RefSeq, a predicted model, not a curated record
CGCGCGCGGGAGGAGGAGCCGCCGCCGCCGCAGAGAGACCCGACUCCCGCGGCCUCGGGGGGAGUCAUGCCCGGCCGUCGGUGAUGUCCGCGGAACAGGACAAGGAGCCCAUCGCGCUGAAGAGAGUUCGAGGUGGUGAUAGUGGACUGGAUGGUUUGGGAGGACCAACAGGUGUACAGCUUGGAAGUCCAGAUAAGAAAAAACGCAAGACAAAUGCACAGGGCCCUUCCUUCCCUCCGCUCUCGGAGUACGCGCCACCGCCAAACCCGAACUCGGACCACCUCGUGGCGGCGAAUCCCUUCGACGACAGCUACAACCCCGUUUCCUACAAGCCGGUGCCGUCGGCCGCGGGCGCGUACCUGGGCCCCGGCUACCCGGGCCUGGGCGGCGGCGGCGGCGGCGGCGGCUACGGCCCGUUCCGGAUGGCUCCGCACGCGGCGGCGGCCCGGGCGGCGGCCCCCUACGGCGCGCCCUACCCGCUCCGGGGCCAGCCGCACCCGCACCCGUUCCCGCAGAACGCGCUGGGCCUGGGCUUCGGCCGCCCGCACGCCCUGAACUUCGCGCCCCCCGACGGCGCGGGCUUCGGCAGCCCGGCGUUCGGCGGCGGCGGCGGCGGGCUGGGCCAGAACCAGAACGCCGGGCUGCCCAACCAGCCGCACUUUAGGCCGGCGCCGGCCGAGAGCUUCGGGCCGCCGCCCGCGCCGCCCGCCGCGCCGCCCGACCUGGCCUUCGCGCCCGCGGGUGGCAGCUCCGCCUUCGCGGCGGCGGCGGCGGCAGGUGCCCUGGAGCCCGGAGCCGCCGCCGCCGCCGCCGCCUUCCUCCCCGCGCCCGGAGCCUUCGCGCACGCCAAGGCGCCGCCCGCCAGGCCCGACUUCGCCCCGGCCGCGCCCAGGCCCGCGGCGCCCGCCCCGCACCUGGGCCUGGACGAGGCGGCCCCGGGGCCCCCCGAGCCCAAGGGCGCGGGCCGGCCCGGCGCGCCCGCGGAGCCCGGCCGGGGUGGUAGCAGCGGCGGCGGCGGCGGCGGCGGCGAGGCCAGCGCCAGCGCCAGCGCCAACGGGACGCAGCCCCCGCCCGCGCCGCCCCGGGCCGCCCCCGCUCCCGACGGCGCCGCUGCACCAGCAGCCCCCGAGAAGGGCGCCCAGGCCGCCGCCGCAGCCGCAGCUGCGCAGCCCCCGCGCCUCGGGCCGGCCGCCGAGCCCGUGUACCCGUGCGGCAUCUGCACGCGCGAGGUCAACGACGACCAGGACGCCAUCCUGUGCGAGGCCUCGUGCCAGAAGUGGUUCCACCGCGUGUGCACGGGCAUGACCGAGACGGCCUACGGGCUGCUGACGGCCGAGGCGGCCGCCGUGUGGGGCUGCGACGCCUGCAUGGCCCGCGACGAUGUGCAGCUCCUGCGCGCGCGAGAGCCCUUUGGGCGCCCGGUGGCGGGCAGCGGCGACGCGUAGCUAGCGGGGCGCGCGGCGGGGGUCCCCGGAGGGCUGGGACGGUGACAGUGGGACACCCCCCCCGGAGAUGCAUAGGGCGCAUCACUCCUGCCUCUGCACUCAGGAAUCCCUCCUGGCGCUGCUGGAGGACCCUUUGGGAUGCAGGAGGCAAACGCCCUCCCCGCUGUCCAGCCCCACGGGAAGACGGUUUUUGCCCUCCAGUUGUCCUUCUCUUGUGCUUCAUCACUAGUGCAAAGUCUGUCAUGUCUUCGUUUGCCCCCUUCAAAAUGAUGCACACGGAGAGGCUUUAGACGAGGGUUAGGAAGGGGAACGGUGGCAUUUAUGAUCAGCAUCAAGGCCUCCUCAAAGCUUCAGACUCAUAGAGCAAAGUAGGCGAGUUUUGACUUUUUUGACAAGUUAGAGUGGUUGCGGAAAAUGUUGAUUUCCGUGCUGGACUUUGGUGAUAGCACAUUAUAUGCAUUUAGUUCGAGACUUAGCCCCCCCCCCCUCCCCCAGGAGCUACUUAACGUUUUCAAAACGAAAUACACAUAACUGUAAAGAAAGCAUAUAAAUUAAUGGGUACUAAUAGAAUAAGAUUGUGAUGCCAGAUUUUCCUCCCCCCUCUGGGGUUCUUAAACUUAGUGGCUUUCACAUUUCCAAGUCAGGAUUUCCAGGGUAUCUGUUUGUACAGGUAUGAAACAGGUGUUAGCAUGUGGUAGACGCUUAGUGUUUGUUAACUAAUCUGUGGAUUGUACCACACAAAAUUGACUGUACUGGAUUAACUGAAAAUUGCAAUCAGGAGACUUGAGUUUCUAGUUGUGCUACUUGAAACUUAACAGUGUCAUCAUGCUCUUCAUUUUCAAUUAUUGAGUUGUUUUGCUGUUGUGUUCCAGAGAAAUAAAGGAUAACAGUA